Molecule: messenger RNA, 1455 nt
Organism: Sphaeramia orbicularis (orbiculate cardinalfish)
Lineage: Eukaryota; Metazoa; Chordata; Actinopteri; Kurtiformes; Apogonidae
Product: transmembrane protein 255B
Exons: 9
Coding region: 101-1030 (309 amino acids)
Source: RefSeq, a predicted model, not a curated record
UGAAGCCCAGUCUCAUCCGGACCGUGGACUCAGUCCUGCAGCAGCUGUCACCUGAAGGAGGGUUGUGUCAUCCUGCACGGACACUUUGUGGAGCUUUCAGAUGUUCCACAGCUGUGGAAAUAUCAUGACUGCGAGGAUCCAGGGAGUGAAGAGCAAAGCCAUGAAAAAGAGCCGAGCAACAGAGCUGAUGGUGCGGGUUCGGCGAGCGCUGUGGUUGGUUCUGGGCAUGCUCAGUAUGUCCUUGCUGGUGGUGGCGCUGGGAGUCUACACAACCACCCGCACAGAGAGCCUGAAUGUCACUGGCUACACCUCUGGAGUGAUCCUGACCCUUGGAUCAUUCCUGGGCCUCCUGGGACUCAGCCUGGAAGAAAACCGCAGGCAGCUGCUGACUGCUGCUAUCGUUUUCCUCAGCUUUGGGGUCAUCACUUCGUUUCUUUGUCUGGUGAUCGACGGGGUCUGUAUUGUCUUAAGCAUGGACAUGCGCCCACUCAGAGCAGGGAGAUGCCAGUUUUACAGCAGUGGAAGCAACUACAUCUACGAGAAUUUUUACAUGUCUGUGUCGUGUUGGAGUCUGGAAGAGUCUUGUAACCUGACUGUACGGAGUGGGACCUGCUACUGCUGUGACCUGUACAACUGCGCAAAUGGAGGGUACCUCAGCAACUACUACGAGUUUGUUGGCGUGCAAAGCUGUGAGGAGGUUUUCACCUUGUAUAUUCUGAUCUGGAGCCUGACUGGUCUGAACCUUGUGGUCUUUUUUAUGGGAAUACUGACCACAGCAGUGUUGGGCAGCAUCAAAAACAUAAGGAGUAGCAGUCCUGUGACUGAGUCCUGCAUGAGCAUGGCGUCUUCUCCAACAGCUCCUCUGUUGAUGGACGCCAACAUACACACGGUACACCAGCUCCACCCAGGAGGCUCGGUUUAUUUCCCAGCAGCAGAAGAGUCAGCUGUCUCCCAAGGUUUUCCUGCAUCAUCAGUUCCUCACACAGAGUCCAAACCUGCUCAGUUUGCCCCGUUGUCCUACAGCGCUUAAGACCUGUUCUCUAAAGGCCUGUGAAAUACAGUGUGACCUAAGGUCAGUGUGGUGGAUCAGCUGUGUAUGAGGACUCCAGUGCAAACCCUUACUAUCAAAACCUGAUACAUACAUUAUACGUAGGACUUCAAACUUUAUUCCAACAGUAAAAUGGCUUCACUUUAGGUUCAAGUUGCACAAAGCUUUGAUUUUUUGUGAUAAUUGUGUGUGUUUUGGAUUUAUGUCCUAUGAACCGCCUCAUACAUCGUGUGCUACAUUUUUUUUUUUUUUUUACUAAAUAUUGCCCUGUAGACAAAAGUGCUUAAACACAUGUACUUUAUUUUGAAAUGUUCAUGAUGUGUAUCUAAUUGUAUUGACUGUUAUCACAAAUACAACCUGUCCCUGAUGCUUCUGCUGUCAGGGAAUAAAGUGAUUGUGAUGGUGUA